AACCUGUGUCAAAAAUCUCGGAAAGAGCAAAUUCUGCGGUCGUCCCUAUUUACGCGUCCUUUCCGUUUGAGAGUUCGCGAUGUCACACAGAAAGUUUGAGGCACCGCGACAUGGCUCUAUGGGGUUCUACCCCAAGAAGCGUGCACGCCGCCAUCGCGGCCGCGUCAAGACCUUCCCCAAGAACGACGCCUCCAAGCCAUGCCAUCUGACGGCGUUCAUCGGCUACAAGGCGGGCAUGACGCACAUUGUGCGUGAGGCCGACCGCCCUGGCUCUAAGCUGAACAAGAAGGAGGUGGUGGAGCCAGUGACCAUCAUAGAGACUCCUCCCAUGGUGAUCGUGGGCGUCGUGGGCUACGUGGAGACGCCCAAGGGCCUGCGCGCCUUCAAGACCAUAUUCGCGGAGCACCUGAGCGAGGAGUGCAAGCGUCGCUUCUACAAGAAUUGGUGCUCCUCCAAGAAGAAGGCCUUCACCAAGGCCUCGAAGAAGUGGGCUGAUGAGGCCGGUAAGAAGGAGAUCAAGCGCGACUUCGAGAAGAUGAAGCGCUACUGCUCGGUCAUCCGCGUCAUCGCUCACACGCAGAUGAAGCUGCUCCGCCUCCGCCAGAAGAAGGCCCACAUCAUGGAGAUUCAGGUGAACGGCGGCACGGUGUCGCAGCAGGUGGACUGGGCGCGCGAGAAGCUGGAGUCGAACGUGCCCGUCGGCAACGUGUUCGCCCAGGACGAGAUGGUCGACAUCAUUGGCGUCACCAAGGGACGCGGCUUCAAGGGUGUCACCAGCCGUUGGCACACUAAGAAGCUGCCGCGCAAGACGCACAAGGGUCUGCGCAAGGUGGCCUGUAUUGGCGCGUGGCAUCCGAGUCGCGUGCGCUUCACGGUGGCGCGCGCCGGCCAGAAGGGCUACCACCACCGCACGGAGAUCAACAAGAAGAUCUAUCGCAUGGGCGCUGGCAUCCACACCAAGGACGGCGUGGUGGUCAAGAACAACGCCAGCACCGACUACGAUCUGACGGACAAGAGCAUCACGCCGCUGGGAGGCUUCGUGCGCUACGGCGAGGUCAACAACGACUUCAUUAUGAUCAAGGGCUGCUGCAUCGGCCCCAAGAAGCGCGUGCUCACGCUGCGCAAGUCGCUGCUGGUGCACACGAGCCGCGUGGCCACCGAGAAGAUCGAGCUGAAGUGGAUCGACACGUCGUCCAAGUUCGGCCACGGCCGCUUCCAGACGGCCGCCGAGAAGGCCGCCUUCCUCGGCCCGCUCAAGAAGGACAUCCUCAAGCGGAAGGAGGCGCAGGCUGGCAAGGCCUAGCAUGGCACGCUGGUGGCGCCCGCCAGCGGACUGUGACCGGACGACGGUGGUCUUCGCUAUCGGCCUCAUAUGACUGCUGUGGCAAUACACGUGCGGAACACA
Messenger RNA from Pollicipes pollicipes, 1405 nucleotides. RefSeq names its product 60S ribosomal protein L3. Bases 80 to 1303 code for a protein of 407 amino acids. Gene Ontology annotation, cellular component: cytosolic large ribosomal subunit; ribosome. The record is from RefSeq and is a predicted model, not a curated record. The transcript is spliced from 10 exons. Gene Ontology annotation, biological process: translation. NCBI's taxonomy places the organism in Eukaryota, Metazoa, Arthropoda, Thecostraca, Pollicipedomorpha, Pollicipedidae. Gene Ontology annotation, molecular function: RNA binding; structural constituent of ribosome.